Dipodomys ordii (Ord's kangaroo rat) is the source of this 1580-nucleotide messenger RNA. It is a transcript of the gene Rhcg, whose product is annotated as Rh family, C glycoprotein. Lineage: Eukaryota; Metazoa; Chordata; Mammalia; Rodentia; Heteromyidae. The transcript has 9 exons. The coding region runs from base 15 to 1145 and encodes 376 amino acids. The record is from RefSeq and is a predicted model, not a curated record. Gene Ontology annotation, molecular function: ammonium channel activity. Gene Ontology annotation, cellular component: plasma membrane; basolateral plasma membrane; apical plasma membrane. Gene Ontology annotation, biological process: ammonium transmembrane transport; ammonium homeostasis.
AGGACGUGCAUGUCAUGGUCUUCGUGGGUUUCGGCUUCCUCAUGACCUUCCUGCAGCGCUACGGGUUCAGCGCCCUGGGCUUCAACUUCCUGCUGGCGGCCUUCGGCAUCCAGUGGGCGCUGCUGAUGCAGGGCUGGUUCCACUCCUUCAAAGAUGGCCACAUCCUGCUGGGCGUGGAGAACCUCAUCAAUGCGGACUUCUGCGUGGCCUCUGUCUGCGUGGCCUUUGGGGCAGUCCUGGGCAAAGUAAGCCCGGUCCAGUUACUCAUCAUGACGUUCGUGCAAGUGACACUGUUCUCGGUGAAUGAGUUUAUGCUUCUCAACCUGUUGUUGGUCAAGGACGCGGGAGGCUCCAUGACCAUCCACACGUUCGGCGCCUACUUCGGGCUCACGGUGACCUGGAUCCUCUACCGCCGCAACCUAGAGCAGAGCAAGCGGCGGCAGACUUCCGUGUACCACUCUGACCUCUUUGCCAUGAUUGGCACCCUGUUCCUGUGGAUGUACUGGCCCAGCUUCAACUCGGCCGUGUCCUACCACGGGGACGCCCAGCACCGCGCCGCCCUCAACACCUACUGCUCCCUGGCGGCCAGCGUGCUGGCCGCAGUGGCCGUGUCCAGCGCGGUGCACAGGAAGGGCAGGCUGGACAUGGUCCACAUCCAGAACGCCACGCUGGCCGGCGGCGUGGGCGUGGGCACCGCGGCCGAGAUGAUGCUCAUGCCCUACGGGGCCCUCCUCGUGGGCGGCCUCUGCGGCGGCCUCUCCACGCUGGGCUUCGAGUUUCUGACGCCGUUCCUCGAGUCGCGGCUGCGCAUCCAGGACACGUGUGGCAUCCACAACCUGCACGGCAUCCCGGGCAUCGUGGGGGCCAUCGUGGGGGCCGUGACCGCGGCCUGCGCCACGCCCGACGUGUACGGGAAAGCAGGGCUUGUCCAUUCCUUUGACUUUGAAGGUUUAAAGCAGAACUGGACGGCGAAGACACAGGGAAAGUUCCAGAUAUUUGGGCUCCUCCUGACUUUGGCCGUAGCCCUGGUGGGCGGCAGCGUCAUGGGGCUCAUUCUAAGAUUACCUUUCUGGGGACAAGCUGCGGAUGAGAACUGCUUUGAGGACAGCGUCUACUGGGAGCCUAAGAUUGGCCCAGGGCUCUGACAUCUUUAAUAAACUUUCUUCUUUCGGAGCACAGUUCUUUUCCUCCUACUGGUAAAGUCGGCACAGGAGCUACCCAGACACCCCCGUGGGUUUGCUUAGCACCGGCCAACAGUCAGAACUGUUAGUGCUUCCCACUCCUGCUUCUGUUUCCAGCUCCGUCCUUCCCUCCAAGUUCACACCAUGGCUCCCACGUGCGGUUUAGAGCAGUAAAGUUCUGCAGGGACAGAGGCCGGCCGGAGCCUCGGGCAGUCCCUGUUCACCGGAGGAUGGAGCUCAGGACAGAUGACCGUGAGAGGCCAAGGCGGGGCUCAGCUGCCCAGCCUCUGUCCCCCAUCCCACGCUUGGACCUGUCCACAGCUGCCUCUCACGCCUCAGCUUCCAAAACUGGGUUCAGGGCUGGGAAGGUGGCUCAGGGGUAGAGUGCUCGCCUCCUGG